Hyaloscypha bicolor E is the source of this 1260-nucleotide messenger RNA. RefSeq names its product DnaJ-domain-containing protein. Gene Ontology annotation, molecular function: ATP binding; Hsp70 protein binding. The transcript has 4 exons. Gene Ontology annotation, biological process: response to heat; protein refolding. The record is from RefSeq and is a predicted model, not a curated record. Bases 1 to 1260 code for a protein of 419 amino acids. Lineage: Eukaryota; Fungi; Ascomycota; Leotiomycetes; Helotiales; Hyaloscyphaceae. Gene Ontology annotation, cellular component: cytoplasm; nucleus; cytosol.
AUGGCGAAAGACACCAAAUUCUACGACAUCCUCGGUGUCUCUCAAAACUGCACCGAGGCAGAACUCAAGAAAGCAUACAAGAUCGGUGCCCUGAAGCAUCACCCUGAUAAGAAUGCCCACAAUCCCGAGGCAGCAGACAAAUUCAAAGACCUUUCCCACGCAUACGAGGUCCUUUCCGACCCACAGAAGCGGGCUAUCUACGAUCAAUAUGGCGAGGAAGGAUUAGAGGGCGGUGCUGGAGGCGGUGGAAUGAACGCCGAGGACCUCUUCUCUCAAUUCUUUGGCGGAGGAUCCGCAUUUGGUGGUGGUGGGCUUGGCGGCAUGUUUGGUGGUGGUAUGCCUCAACGCGGACCCCCGAAAGCUCGCACAAUCCAUCAUGUCCACAAGGUUUCCCUCGAGGAUAUCUACAGGGGCAAGGUUUCCAAGCUCGCCCUGCAAAAAUCCGUUAUCUGCCCUAAAUGUGAUGGACGUGGUGGAAAGGAAGGUGCCGUCAAGAAGUGCGCUGGAUGUGAUGGCCACGGUAUGAAGACGAUGAUGCGCCAGAUGGGCCCUAUGAUCCAGCGUUUCCAGACCGUCUGCCCCGACUGUAAUGGAGAAGGUGAGAUCAUCCGAGAGAAGGAUCGAUGCAAGACCUGCAGUGGCAAGAAGACAAUCGUUGAGCGGAAGGUCCUCCACGUCCACGUGGAUAGAGGUGUUCGCACAGGUCACAAAAUCGACUUCAGAGGAGAGGGCGACCAAACGCCUGGAGUCCAACCUGGUGAUGUUAUUUUUGAGAUCGAGCAGAAGCCCCACGCAAGAUUCCAGCGCAAGGACGACGACCUCUUCUAUCACGCAGAAAUCGACCUCGUUACAGCGCUUGCUGGAGGAUCCAUAUUCAUCGAGCACUUGGAUGAUCGGUGGUUGAGCGUGGAUAUUCUUCCAGGGGAGGUUGUUGCACCUGGAUCUGUAAAAAUGAUCCGAGGCCAAGGUAUGCCCUCAUACCGCCACCACGAUUUUGGCAACAUGUACGUGCAAUUCGACGUCAAAUUCCCUGAGAAGAACUUCACCGCCGAUCCUGCGGCGUUCGAGGCUCUGAAGGCUAUUCUUCCCGGCUCAAAACAGACCGUUAUUCCCCCUGGAGAGACCAUGACCGAAAUCGUUGACUUCGAGGAUGUCGAUCCGAGUCAACAAGCACGAGCCCAAGGUGCUACCGGAAUGGAUGAAGAGGACGAAGACGGACAUCCGGCAGGUGGCGAGCGGGUCCAAUGUGCUUCACAAUAA